This is a messenger RNA of Rhodotorula graminis WP1, 798 nucleotides long. RefSeq lists its product as uncharacterized. The transcript has 2 exons. Gene Ontology annotation, molecular function: protein serine/threonine kinase activity; ATP binding. Gene Ontology annotation, biological process: protein phosphorylation. Lineage: Eukaryota; Fungi; Basidiomycota; Microbotryomycetes; Sporidiobolales; Sporidiobolaceae. The annotation marks the transcript as partial. The record is from RefSeq and is a predicted model, not a curated record.
CUGUACCUUGCGCUCGACUUCCACCCGGGCGGCGACCUCGCGACGCAGCUCGCGCGGUGGGGCCGUCUCGGGCGCGACCGCACGCGCUUCUACAUCUGCGAGAUCAUCGACGGCGUCGCAAGCCUGCAUCGUGCCGGCAUCAUCUACCGCGACCUCAAGCCCGAGAACAUCCUCAUCAGCAGACUCGGGCACAUCGUCCUGACCGACUUUGGGCUCAGCAAGUGUUUCGACCCGGCGGUCGACCCGCGCAACGGCCUGCCCCAGCCGCGCUGGCACCCGGCGCGCGCCGCAUCGACGCCGCCGGCCGUCCUCGCCUACCUGCACGAGUUCGCCCUCGCGACGCCCGACACGUCGCCCUACUUCACGUCGACGUUCUGCGGCACGAGCGAGUACCUCGCGCCCGAGGUUUUGCUCGGCGAGCCGUACACGUUCAGCGCCGACUGGUUCUCGGCCGGCACCCUCCUGUACGAGAUGCUCGCCGGCAUCGUGCCCUUCUACGCCGAGGACCACGCCUCGAUGUACCGGCGCGUCCUCCACGACGAGCUCCGGUUCGACGGCCAGGCUCAAGGCCUCUUCGACGCCGACACGCAGACGCUCGUCCGCGGCAUGCUCCAGCGCAACCCGGCGCUGCGUAUCAACCACACGGCCAUGGUCCGGCACCCGUACUUCUCCAUGAUCGACUGGGGGCUCAUUCGCCUCAAGCGGUACCAGCCGCCUUUCGUCCCCCACCUCAACCCGUACGACCCGACCGACACGUCCCAGUUCGAGGACAUGUUCCUGUCGCUGCCGCCCAUGGUC